Molecule: messenger RNA, 3765 nt
Organism: Trypanosoma theileri
Lineage: Eukaryota; Euglenozoa; Kinetoplastea; Trypanosomatida; Trypanosomatidae
Product: putative lipase domain protein
Exons: 1
Coding region: 1-3765 (1254 amino acids)
Biological process (GO): lipid metabolic process
Source: RefSeq, a predicted model, not a curated record
AUGUCUAAUGCACACGACUAUGCACAGGAGCUAAAGCCGCAAAUACAGUCAAGACGUACACAGUCUUCCGUUACAUUUACAUCUGUAGGGAUGCCGGAGAGUAAUGGGAGAGAUGCCGAGACGAGGAGUGAAGCACUCUUCUCAUUACCACCACCACCACCACCACCACCACCAGUAAUAACAGCAAAUGAUGAGUGGAAUCCAUCCAGUACUACUAAUCAUAAACGUACAAGGAAUCAUAAAAAAAGAAAAGAAGAAGAAGAAGAACACAAAAGAAAACAUUUCACUAUUCCAAGAGCACCACCACGUAAUUUGCGUUUACGCGGGGAUGCUACUCAAUCCAUUGGGAACGUAAAUGAAAAUCGAAUUGGGGGAUCUGGAAUUGCGGGAUCUGGUAUAGAUCAGACCCUAUUAAAAGAACCUCCAGAACUUCAAAUUGAAGUUAUUUCACCAUUUGUUGCCAAAUUUAUAUUAUAUAUGUGGUAUGCUUUAUUAAUAGCGGCUGUAGUUGUAGAAUGUAUUGGUUCUCUCUCAUGGGGAUUAGCGAAUAUUUGCGGUGAAGAUAUUCACGAUUUGCGAAACUACGAUCAAUGGACAAGUCCAUGUAUUUCAGAAAAAGUAUUAAAUGAUACCACCGGUUUAUAUAGUAUUGUUUGGGAAGGAGGACCCUAUGGUAGAGAUUUUGAUGAUCGAUUAGUGCGUUUUCCCAAUCUUGUGAUUAGUUUCGCAUCUCCUGAUAAUUGGGGAGAAACCAUUGAAAAUCUGCAGGUGUUUAACUUGGAAGCUCAUAUCCCGGGAUCUCUGAAUUUUGAUCGCGUAACGGCAUUACCACUCACAAUAACAUGUGGGAGAUCUUCAGAACGUUGUGAUAAUGCGGAGCUUCCACCAACCGUUGUUUUGAAUACCACAGAUAUUCAAAAGAUGUCUUUAAAACUUCUUAAUAUCCCUGCCACCUUAGAACAUGGAGUAAAUAAUUCAUCUAUAGGGAUUUUAUAUGAGAAGCGUCCAUAUGGAUUGGGAUCUUUAGUUUGGCGAUACGUAUUUUUGUUUCUGUCAUUUCUACAUUUGGUUCGCUUUAUUGUUUAUUUAAAAUUUACCAAUACACUCUAUGAACAGACUUGGGUUAUUGUAUUACAGUUAGCACUCUUUUGGUAUCUUAAUCCUCUUUCUGUUGUAAAGGUUCUUUCGACUCGACCUUCAUUGGUGUUAGAGUUUCUGGAAUACCGUUUUCCAACAUGGUUUAUGGCUGUUACGGUUGGUUUUAUGUUUGCUGCUAUUACAGCAUCAAUGUCAUGGAUUCCAUCUUCUGCUGAAGAGAGAGAAGCUGCAAAGAAUCUAAGAAGUUUUAAAGGGAUAAAGGCUUUUUUACUUUUAAGCCGUAGUAUAUUUGAUCCACCUAUUUGGACAAAGAUGAUAUCCAUAAUGUUUAUUCUCAUUAUUGUGGCAUUAGAUAUAGCUGAUAUGGCUUGGCGAAAUGAAGUUUUUAUGCCUAGAGCAGGUGCUCGUUCAAGUGCUAUUCUCUUUAGUAUCAUUAGUAUUCUUUUCUUUGGAGCUGUUGUUUGUUGUAUGUUACUCUUCCACUUAAAUAGUAAUCUUGGUCAAAAAUCAUACUUGGACUCUCGUCCACAACAACUUGCCUGUCGUGUAUUUAUUAUUGUUUUUGUGGCGGCCAUUCUUUUUUACGUAUUUCAAAUCACUAUGUUUUUCACCCGCUACGCCACUAUUCCAGGAAUGGCGGCAACACAACCGUUAAUGCAACUCCCAGCGGUGAUGGUGGCAACCUUUCUUGUGAACAUCAUGACACUCGUCUACACAACACACAACCGAAGUUCUCUGGUGCCUGUGAACCCGCGGGAUCAGCGAUGGAAGUAUAUGGUGUGGCCAAACACGUGGUAUCGUUGGCUUUCUCGCCAUGGUGGGAGUAUGUAUAUUUUUCACACGGAAGAGGAAGAAUUAACGUUUAAUUGGAAUCAAUACGCUUUUCGUAUGCGGCAAUAUAUGGCUAAAAAUAAAAGAAAAGUUCCAGGAAGAGCACGUCAUGUGCGUUCGGCAUCUCAGGAAGUGACGUCUUCUCCACCGUUUCAAACUCGAGGGGCUAUUCCAAAUACGGAUACAAAUGCAGAAAGAAAUAAUAAUAGUUUUAAUUUGACUGCACGACAAAAUGCGUCUUUUAUUACUUCUGGUCAAUAUGAAGAUACGGCCGUUUUAAAUAUGGACAGAACCUGUACGUUUUUCCUUCCUGAACAAACUCGUCGUAAUGGCGUAAGUUCUGCCCGUCCUAGUCCUCGAAAUUUCUCUUUUUCUUUAGACUGUGGGACGGAAGAUAACACAAGUGCCCUUUUUUGUCAUCCUUCGGAUUUACAACACAGUUUGGUGGUGAAUUCGCAAGAGCCAGCGGCCAAUACACAAGUGGUUGUACCUUCUCACUUUUCAGAUUAUAUGCGUUUGCAGGACUCUAUCAGACGACAACCGAUAGACGCUGGAGAAUCACCGCAAAGUGCUCCGAAUAAUGUAGAAUCUCCAAUGGGUCAUACAACCAGAGAUUCUGAUGGUGAGAGAAUGGCAAUUCUAAUGCGUGCAUUGGGGCUUGCGAGGAAAAAACUAAAUUCACUCAUGAGAACAGCAGAACGAACAUUUAUUUCGGGACCUGUUCAUGCCUUUGAACACAUGGAGACAGCCUUCUUAGAUACCGCUUUGCGUCCCUUUCUAGACCGUGAGUAUCUUCCUUUCUUUAAUCUUGAAACUGCGAUUGACUGCUUUAACUUGUCUUGGGAAGCCUAUGGUGCUUCUCAGAUGAUGAUGAGAAGAAUGAGACGAAUGGAACCAAUGAAUAUAUUUGGAUUAUGUUGUGGGUGUUGCAGUCCAUCCUCUUCUUCUUCUUCAUCUUCUUCGGAGACGGAAUUUGAUACCAUGCCUCCUCCUCCUACAGAUGAUAGUGGGAACCAUGUUAAUACGAAUAUUCCACAACCUAUUAAUGUGGAACGAUAUGGUUAUCGUCUUCGAUUAGUUAUGGAAGCAUUAGAUGUACAAGUGGUAAUAUCAUCCUGGGACGGUUCGAAUAAAGAAGGAGAACAUAAAGCUCCACGUAUUGUGAUUGCUUUUCGUGGUACGGCAAAUGUAAGAAAUGCAAGACAAGAUUUACGUUUACGUCGUGAGGUGUGGGAUGAAAUGCCAAAGGAAGACACCAAAACAUUUAGACCUCUAUGGGGAAGAGGAAAACCAACUGUACAUGUUGGAUUCCUUUCUAUUUGGAAAGCACAUCGUCAAUCUAUUCAUGAUGCCGUAUGGGAAUUUCUCUCUUCUAAUCCUUCCACAGUCUAUCGUAUUUACUGUACUGGUCAUAGUUUAGGUGGGGCCCUCGCGAGUCUUUGUGCAUAUAGUUUGCGCAAAAUGUUAGUUGAAAAAAAAUAUCCCCUUCCUGAAGUAACGGUGUAUACAUUUGGACAACCACCGCUGGGGAACAAGGCAUUUCAGGUUGCAUAUAAUAAAGCUAUACCACGUACCUUUCGUGUUGUGAAUGAAAGUGAUGCGGUUGCUUUGAUAGAAUUUUAUGGUUCUCAUAUUGGAGUUGAAGUGGAUAUUGAUCGUAAUGGGAACUAUAUUUGCAAGCCAACAUACAUGGAACGACUUUUCCGUCCUGUGAAAGGGAAAGGUUCUGCCGUUGAAAACCACCUUAUGGGAAAUUACUCGGCGUCUUUGAAUGCUAUUGCGAGAGGAACGAAGUGUCCUACCACAGCCUAUGAGGAAAACACCUCGGAACUGUGA